Messenger RNA from Aphanomyces invadans, 2838 nucleotides. RefSeq lists its product as hypothetical. The record is from RefSeq and is a predicted model, not a curated record. The transcript is spliced from 6 exons. Bases 43 to 1935 code for a protein of 630 amino acids. Gene Ontology annotation, biological process: regulation of autophagy. Lineage: Eukaryota; Oomycota; Saprolegniomycetes; Saprolegniales; Verrucalvaceae. Gene Ontology annotation, cellular component: lysosomal membrane; Mon1-Ccz1 complex; late endosome membrane.
UUCGGAUAAAUACAUCCGGACACUGUGUUGGAUAUCUUUGACAUGGGCACACCCAGUGUCGACAACGCGGGCGGCGCGCUAGUGUGCUUGAGCUCUAAUGCGACCCUCGUUCGCAGCAAGGAUACAUCUUCUUGGUGGCAUGACGAAACCCACGAUUGCAUCAUCUCGUUGCGACCCAUCCUGGAUGCGGAAGGAUCCUCCACGGACAAGGUAGGACUCUUCGUGGAGGCGCUUCCCGGCGGGUCCUUGCGAACCAACCCCACAGCGAUCACAGCGAGCGACUUGCCGCACGGAUCUUUCUCCCACGAUUCGACUUUUGUCGAUGUCAAGCUCUCGAUCGACCAGCACUUCUUUGCCGUGCAGCGCAACGAGAAUGAAGUCGACGUGUGGGCGGCCUCCAUAUCGUCUGGCGAUGUUGGCCACCAUCCCAUUCGUCUCCGUUACAGCGUCAUGGCCAAGCGAAUGUCUCGAAUUUUGGGCCUCGUAUGGAACGCCAAGGAUGUCGACCAUGCAGUCAGUGGAAAGAAAACGCCGUCGCAGUACCUCAUCGUGGUCACCACGGGGGGCUUGGAGCUGUACAAAGUCACUUCGACCAAGUGCAAAUUCCAUCGGGUUGUCGCGUACGCCACGCACCAGUUUUGGUGGCAUCCUCAGCACCACGUUCUCGUGCUUGCCACGGGCGCCAAAGCCACGGAGCUCCGGCCAUACUAUGUCGAAGGCGGCAACGUCGCCAAGGUGUCCAAGGUCGUAGUGGGUGCGCCGUGCCUGGCGCCGUCGCAAGUCGUCCUCGCUUCGCUCUACUCGACGCUGUACCUUGUCUACGCCGCUUCAUCGACCAAGGAACAACUGCUGUUGUACCGCAUUCACCCAACACUCGAUACGAUGUGUGUGCGAGCGCUGCGCGUCGGCUUCGACGACCCGCUCUGCUCCGUGCUGGAUAACUUGCUCGUCGUCCACAGCGCCACGUAUGGCGUAACGUGCUUCUACGAUAUCGGGCUGCCCGAUGCCGAUUCAUUUCUCCACCCGCUGCCCCUCCACUUGCCGUGCGCAAGCAGCGAGCAACCAUGGCACCUGCAGCGACUGCUGGCGCCCCACCACGCCAUGUUGAGUACUGCUUUCAACACCGCCGUCGACACGGACUCGCCGCUGAUACAAGUCCAUGGCAUGCAGUUGAAUAUCCGCGCGAUUGCUGCCUGUGCCACGGCCAGUGGGCGUCCGAUGCUGUCGCUCCUUCGGUUUCUUUUGCGACGCCGUGGGUUGCCAUGGACAGACAGUACUGAACGGGAUGCAUCCAGGGUCGUUCAAGAGGCGUUGUUCAUGUCGUUUCGCGCGCGGGUGAGCGAAGGCCGACUGCCCGAAUCGGAGUUUCGCGCAUGUGUAAACUUGCUCCAUCAUCACGAAGCCACGGACCGAAUGAGGAAGGCGAUGCCAUUGCCGCCGUCAAAGUCCCCGACAGCAGCAACGUCGUCGCACCAUCUCUUUCUCCAUGUCUCGCAGCGGGACUGGCUAGACCAGUUUUGGCUCUCGCUGCAGCAGGACUUACCACCCGAUCGCUUUGUCAUGUACUUGGCGAUCUUCCUCGGCAGCGUGCGGCACCAUGGCUUGGCGACCCUUCCUGCCUUACAAAUCGUGUAUAUUCAAGCGAUGGCAGCUCAAGGCCGAUGCAAAGACUUGGUGGGAUGCCCCAUGGACGACUCGAUCGAAGUCGCGCGGGAGCUCGAGCUGCAGCGAGGAACUGCCCCAGCGUUGCACCAAGCUGCCAUGGACAUGUACCAUCGGCUAGGCGCCGUCGACGAUCUCGUGCGGCUCUUCGUUCACGACGGCCAUGUACGUGAACCCGAUCGUCGUGCCCACGACAUGGGCGUAUGCAGCAGAGCACGAGGCGAGCGUGUGUGCAGUCGCCCAUGGGAUUGGAACUCUAUUCAUCGAGCGUAGGUGACCAUGGCGCUGCGGCUGGCACUGCGGUAUGCAUCCAAGAAACAGCCCAUCUCGCAUUCACCCCAGUGGUUCUUUGACCAAGUCGUUGGGGCGACCAUACAACGCGCGUCGCGGCAGGAUGACGUCGACGAAGCCGUCGACGAAAGCAGAGCUCGAGGGAGGCAGCAAUUGUACGCGCUGUACGUGUUUCUGUCGGUGUUCGCGCCGGCGGAGAUCGCGCGAGACGACCAAGGCAGGUCCCCGUUGAGCCACACGUGCACGUUCCCCAUCGAGCUGUUCGAAUCAAACGGAUCGUUGCCAGAAGGCACGACGGCAGACGCGUCCCAUGUGCUGUUUCGACGACUGUUUGGGUUUCCCAACUCUACUUAAAUUACACAUCUUGGUCCCGUUAACAGACGACGGCAGCGACCGCGCGGCGAGUGCGUCCCACCGAGGGUUUGGCGGGGGACAUUGCGGUAGCCUUGAAUUGGCGCAUGAGUCGAUUUAACAUGGACUCUUGCUCUUGCUCAAAGCGCACGCCAAGUGCCACCUUGUCGUCGCGCAAGCGCUUCAUUUCUGCUUCAUAGUACGAAUCGCGGGGACGGGAUGCCAGGCGCUGGACGUGGAGUGCCGACUGUGUCUUGGAGGCCUUCGCAGCCAGGGCUUUUUGCUUUUGUUCCAUGCGCCGGAUGAACGAGUUCACGAUGAACUCCUCUUCUUUCUCGGCUUCAAGCGACUGAUACAGCAUGAGACGGCGGAGCGAGGAUGGACUGGGGAGCACUCACCGCAGCCACGACGGCCUUGCGCAAUCGCUCGAUUUCGGCCUGGAGGCGACGGUUCUUUUCUUGUUCCAUGGCGAGCUGCGUCGCAAGGUCCAUCUUGUCGGCGGCACUGGCGUGGCUGGGAUGUGCCAGAAGCAAG